This is a messenger RNA of Camellia sinensis, 1104 nucleotides long. RefSeq names its product transmembrane protein, putative (DUF1218). The record is from RefSeq and is a predicted model, not a curated record. NCBI's taxonomy places the organism in Eukaryota, Viridiplantae, Streptophyta, Magnoliopsida, Ericales, Theaceae.
AAUCUCUACCCUUUAAGCAACCUUUGUUCCAAGCAAUUCUCUCUCUCUCUCCCUCUCUCUCUCUCACAAACUAAAACCCAAUUCCUCUUCUACCAUUUUCAUGUUAAGCCUACAUUUGAGCAUCAGCAACAAUGGCAGUGACACAUGCUGAUCUAGCACCGGGCCGUCGAAGUACGGAACUUGGCAGCAAGACAGGUGCCUUCGUCAUAGUCUUGUCGAUCCUCUUCGGCCUCUCCUGUUUCAUCUUCUGUCUCAUUGCCGAAGCCACACGCUCUGAGGUGGCAUGGGAAGGAAAGGGGCAUGAAUGCACAUACAGCGGUAGCGGGAAGACGCCAUUGCUGUGCGCGGCGGGGGCAUUUUUGGGAUUAGCCAUUGGCAUGGUAGUGGCUCAUGCUUACAUGAUGGUGGCUGUGAGUCAAUCACCACCACCGGCUUUGGUGACUUGGGACCCUGACUCUGGCCCUGGCAAGUCUCUCACUUGGCAAGCUGGUUUUUUCUUCAUUACAACUUGGAUAUUUUUUGCUGUUGGAGAGAUAAUGCUGUUGAUAGGUCUUAGCGUGGAAUCAGGUCACCUGAAAGAUUGGUCAACACCGCGAACCGGUUGCCUGACCGUCAUGGAAGGCCUGUUCUCCACCGCUGGAGUGUUUGGGCUCAUCACCGUCUUCCUCUUUGCCGGUUUAUACAUAACAGCUUUGCGCGCGCAAUGGUUGUUGGAAAAGCAAGAAACUGUCCGGCGAGAGGUGCUGGAGGCCGCCGUCCUCCACUCGUCUCCGCCAAGAUCGCCUCCGCCGCCACGUCGAAUCACGGCGGUUCCCACUGAGAACCCAAUAAUUGUCAGAGAAACCCAGAAUCAGCAGACAUUGUCUGAGUACUUAUCGGUUUUCAACAAGCACUCCAGUUUAGUUUAAGGCAAGGCAAGGCAAGGCUGGAUAGGGAGUGAAUCUAUGCAGGGCAACAAGUUAGGUGCCUGUUUGGAGGAGAUGAUUACAUGUUCAAAAUGGAUACAAGUAUUAGUUUUGUAAAUAGAUAUUGGGCAAGAAAUUACAAAAUUCAUGUAGCCUUUGUUUGAAUAAAAAAUUUGUCACAUAAAAUUUUUAGGAAAAA